Exophiala aquamarina CBS 119918 is the source of this 1311-nucleotide messenger RNA. RefSeq lists its product as uncharacterized. The coding region runs from base 1 to 1311 and encodes 436 amino acids. Lineage: Eukaryota; Fungi; Ascomycota; Eurotiomycetes; Chaetothyriales; Herpotrichiellaceae. The transcript has a single exon. The record is from RefSeq and is a predicted model, not a curated record.
AUGUGCUCCAGGAAGAGCUUCCAAGAAGGUUCGAUACUCUCGAGUACACGGAAUCGAAGACUGACCCGAAAUAGCUACAUAUCAUCACUCAUAGAACACCUUCAGCAAGGCAGUCCUGUGAAUCAAUCUUCUCGAGAUCAACCGCAAAAGCCUGGAAUCCAAGCAACCAACGAGUCUUUACCAGUGCGCCAACCACAGUUUGCUUUCUCUCGAGGGGCGUACCGAUACGUAGGAGCUGGUUCUAUCCUUCUAGAUGUUCAAGACCACCAGGAUGCGAGACCCCAAACAUGGACCGAGCGGCAGACACAUAGUUUUCCCGCUCAAGCACCACCCAGUGCAAGCUUCAUGGCUCCUGAGCUUAUCCGCUACCUUCUCGAAGUCUUUUUCAAUUCAGUCCAUCAAGUCUUUCCAGUCUUGGAUCCAUCUUUGCCAUGGCUAAAUGCGGAUAUGGAAUUCGACAAUGCACUUGUCACUACCCAGGCGUGCGUAUUGGAGAUGGUUUGUGGCAUCGCAUGCCACUGUGACGACGUUCACAGCUCUGAACUCAAGACUGUGGCGUCUGCAGCAUACGCUCGUGGUUUACAACACAUGAAUGCCGCAACAGCCGAGCCAUCGAUAUCUACACUCCGGGUGGGUAUUUUACUUGUCCUCUAUUCUCUCUUCGAUCCCAUUAGUGGCAACAUCAGCCAACAACUCGGCUUCGUUGUUCGGUUGUUGAUCGAUCUUGCUGGGUCAGUCGACUCUACCCAGUCUCCGAACCUUUCGACGCUAUACUACACGAUUUACUGCCUCGAGAACCAUGUGUGCAACGUUCUAACACGACCUACAACAUUACCAGAGCCUACCACCCCUUUAACCUUUUCGUCAGAAAUACCGCUCGAGUUUCUAUGCUCCUUGUAUCGACUCCAGUCGAGACUUCGACGCGGGACUCUAGAUGCAGCUUCUUGCGACGCUGUCAUGCUUAUCAACGAUGGUGUGCUUGAAACACUCCACCCCAACAUAGUUUCAACACUAUGGGAGACGCGAGUAUUGCUCAGAAAAACCUCAUUCGUGGCUAUCAGACUGAUUCAAGCAUACUCUACUGAUGGCUACAUCGCGACUUUUGCGACGCCAUAUUGGGUUUACAAAGCGAGUAUAAUCAUCAUUGAUGCAAUCCCGACGGUUGAUAACCCAUCGAGAGCCAGCCUGAUGCUGGCAUAUGGCAAGUCGGUAGCACUCUUGUCUCAGUGGUCGGAGAAAUGGGCUGCAGCGGCAACUCUGCUAAAAUCCUUGCAGUGUUGUCUGCAGAAUCAACACGAAAUGAUACCGUGA